AUGCCUUCUCUUCGCGAGACAGAACCUUCAGAGUCUAAUCCUCAAUCAGCCUCUUCGGCUGGCCCUCUACCUGGCUUCACGAGUGUGUCCAAAAACUCUACUGCUGCCACGCCUUCGCAAAGCCUAACUGAUGCCCUCAAUGACCUCGCCAAGUCUCGCUUGACCACAGGCGCCGUUAACACGCCCAACACUGCCCGGACUUACACCUCCACCUCCAGCAAUGACACAACUUCAUCUGAUAUGGCCGCUACCGUUCUCGCCUCAACUUUGCAGUCGCCAUGCUUUUACCACCAGCGAUUCGCUGAUGCUGUCGACAUCGGCAAGGUUCUCGAGGAAAUCAAGAAUGAUGUUUCCAUGUCACAUUCGCGUCUUGUCGCGACUGCAACUGGUGUUCGAGAAGUUUCCAAGCAGCUUCAGCGCCGUCCUAUCAAGCGCGCAGUUCGCAACAUCAUGAUUGUCACCAAAGCACGCGACAAUCAGCUCGUCUACCUUACUCGCGAGCUUGCCGGGUGGCUUCUGCGAACUCCACGCUAUGGCUCCGACCUCGGCGUGAAUGUCUACGUCGAUGCUAAGCUUCGAAACUCACGACGUUUCGACUCAUCUGGUCUCCUUGCCGAGAACCCCCGCUUCCAGCACAUGCUCAAGUACUGGACACCUGAUCUGUGCUGGAGUCAACCUGAGAAGUUCGAUCUUGUCUUGACUCUUGGCGGCGAUGGUACCGUCCUCUUCACCUCAUGGCUCUUCCAGCGCAUCGUACCUCCUGUGCUCUCAUUCAGUCUUGGAAGUCUAGGUUUCAUGACGACAUUUGAGUUUGAGAAGUACAAAGAACAUCUCAACAGAGUCAUGGGCGAUGAUGGUAUGAAGAUUAACCUCCGCAUGCGCUUCACGUGUACUGUUCACCGCAGCAAUCGUGGAGCUGGUGCUUUGGACGCACCCAAGCUCGAGGAACCGGAGCAAUUCGAAGUUCUUAACGAACUCGUCAUCGAUCGUGGUCCUUCCCCCUAUGUGUCCAACCUGGAGCUGUAUGGUGAUGAUGAACUCCUCACUGUGGUACAAGCCGAUGGUUGCAUCUUCUCCACCCCAACUGGCUCUACAGCAUAUUCUCUAUCUGCCGGUGGCGCACUUGUUCACCCUGAUAUUCCCGCCAUCCUUCUUACACCCAUCUGCCCUCAUACCCUAUCAUUCCGACCCAUGGUUCUUUCUGAUACCAUGGCUCUCCGAGUUGUUGUUCCUCGCAAUUCGCGAGCCACUGCCUAUUGCGCUUUUGAUGGCAAGGGUCGGCUCGAGCUUCGACAAGGUGACCACGUCACAAUCACAGCCUCUCAGUACCCCUUCCCUACCGUGACACGCACCGAUACAGAGUGGUUUGACAGCGUGAGCCGUACUCUUCGCUGGAACGUUAGAGCUUCCGCUCAGAAGCCUUUCGAUGCCGACACAGGAGAUAAUUGCAACGACGACGAUGAUAUCGGUUGGGACAUUGACACCGACAGCGCAUGCUACGCAAGUGAAGAUGGGAGUGUUAGUGCCAGCCCCAUCCGUCGACAGAUGAGCCUUCUGGGUAUGUGA
Molecule: messenger RNA, 1566 nt
Organism: Fusarium redolens
Lineage: Eukaryota; Fungi; Ascomycota; Sordariomycetes; Hypocreales; Nectriaceae
Product: ATP-NAD kinase-like domain-containing protein
Exons: 1
Coding region: 1-1566 (521 amino acids)
Biological process (GO): NAD+ metabolic process; NADP+ biosynthetic process
Molecular function (GO): NAD+ kinase activity
Source: RefSeq, a predicted model, not a curated record